This is a messenger RNA of Ostreococcus lucimarinus CCE9901, 1587 nucleotides long. RefSeq lists its product with no specific name. The record is from RefSeq and is a predicted model, not a curated record. Lineage: Eukaryota; Viridiplantae; Chlorophyta; Mamiellophyceae; Mamiellales; Bathycoccaceae. Gene Ontology annotation, biological process: DNA-templated transcription. Gene Ontology annotation, cellular component: nucleus. The coding region runs from base 1 to 1587 and encodes 528 amino acids. The transcript has a single exon.
AUGGAGGCGGCGAAGGCGGAGGAGGAAAAGAUUCGCAGUACCGUUCGUGAAUUCAUUUUGAAGGCGAUGGAGAUGGCGGCGGAGGAGACGAAAGCGAGCGGGCACGACGAAGCCAAUGGAACGCCGAGCGAAGUCGCCGCGGCGGUCGAAUCGGCGCUGUAUAAAAAAUGCGGUUCGGCUGACAAAGAGUACAGAACGCGCGCGCGGUCUUUAAAAUCCAACUUACAGGACGUGCGCAACCCUCAAUUACGGGCGCGCGUGCUCGCGAACGAUUUGAAAGCUUCACAACUCGUGGACAUGUCUCCGCUGCAGUUGGCCAACAAGGAGCUCGUCGAGUGGCGCAAGGCGCGACAGGAAAUCGCGGGCGAGGGUGCCUUUAUGAAGGGAAUCGCGCUUGAGGAUAUAGUGGUGAAGAAAGAUGGGAAGAAUGAAAUUCACGUCGAGCUGAAGCCAGAAGAACCGGCGCCGUCGAAGCCCGUGGAACAAACGCCGAGCGUCGAGGAAGAGCCGACGCAAGUCACCGAGAUUGACGUGACGUCUGGGAACGACCAACUGUCAGACGAGGAGCACGAAGAAGCCGCACCGAUGAACGUCGACGGUGAUGAUUCAGAAAUGCUUUCUUUCGAAAAGUUUGCGAAUGGAGGCGAAGAAGACAAGGAAGAGGAGCAGGAAGAAGAGGAAGACGAGGAAGACGCCGCGCCGGAAUACGAGCCAGAGCCCGAGUACGAACCGGAGGACGAACCUGAGUACGACCCGGAAGCGACUACGGCGGAUGAGGUGGAAGAAGAAGAAUACAAUCCCGCCGACGACCCGAUAGAUGUUCCUCUUCCCGAAGGUGCGUGGGAAGGCACCGUAGAUGUUCCAGGACUGCCUACGCUUCAGCUGCGAGCGGUGCCCAUCGGCGGCGAAGGCGCCCACGUCGGCGACAUCUUGCCCGAGAGUUUGCACAUCAAAGGCCGCGUCGACUACAAAGCCAUGCAAUCUUUCGUCAAGCAAGUCCACCGCUCGUCGACGUCGCGCGCGGUGACGCUCGUGCAUAUCUCGAGCGCGCCGAGCGGCGGAGACGACGCGGAAGCGGCGAUGGCGAAGAUCGUCAAACAAUAUCGCGAGCGCAAGCGAUGCGGCGUGGCGAAAACGGAGGAUGGCAUCGAGCUGUAUCUCGCGCCUCGCGGUCAGCACGCGGAUAAAGUCAUCUUAACCGUCGACCUUAUCCCGGGACACGUCCCACCGUCGACGGGGAUGAUUGGAAUGGUGAUUCAUCCGCGAGGCAUCGGUCCAAGGAAAGUCGACUCGAAGGAACUUCAUCGAUCAAAGAAGACGCGCGUCGAAGAGCACGUCGACGAGGAUGAGUACGCGCCCAACGCGCCACCGGCGCAAUUCAUGGAGGUUCCGCCACCACCGCCACCCUCAGCGCAGAUGGCGCCGCUCGCGCCCCCCCAAACUCUUCGAGAAGUUCCCCCGCCGCCGCCGCCCGCCGCCGCGCCGCCGGCGUUCCAAGCGCAAGAUCUCGCCGGUUUGAUCGCGACGCUUUCCGGCGCCCAGCAACCGGUGCGCAUGAACGUACCACCGCCUCCUCCUCCUCCGUGA